Molecule: messenger RNA, 3409 nt
Organism: Sorex araneus (European shrew)
Lineage: Eukaryota; Metazoa; Chordata; Mammalia; Eulipotyphla; Soricidae
Gene: PRIMA1
Product: proline rich membrane anchor 1
Exons: 5
Coding region: 320-781 (153 amino acids)
Source: RefSeq, a predicted model, not a curated record
GGGAGGCGGCCGGGGAGGGGCCGGGGGGAGGCGGGCUGGCGGCGGGGAGGUCGCCCCCCGAGGCUGGAGGCGCGCCAGGGCACACGGGGUGCGCACCCAGGCGCGGCGGCUGCAGCGUGCGCAGUGAGGGCCGACCGGGCAGGGACCGGGCACGCAGCCCGCCGUGUCCCCGGGGCGGCGCGGGCGGGAUGCGCGCGGUGGGGACGCACGCAGGGACCGCGGCCUUCGCGGGGUCUGAAGUCCGCGGGCAGCGGGAGUGAGUUGUGCGUGGCUGUUUCUGGGGGAGAUUGGGCCCGGAGAGCGGGCGCCGAGGGCCGAGAUGCUCCUGCGGGACCUGGUGCUGGGCCGCGGCUGCUGCUGGCCGUCGCUGCUGCUGCACUGCGCGCUGCACCCGCUCUGGGGCCUCGUGCAGGUGACGCGUGCUGAGCCCCAGAAGUCCUGCUCCAAGGUGACCGUCAGCUGUCAGCACAUCUGCCAGUGCCGGCCCCCGCCCCCGCUGCCCCCUCCCCCACCGCCCCCGCCGCCCCCCAGGCUCCUCCUGGCUCCAGCUCCCAACUCUACCUCGUGCCCGGCGGAGGAGAGCUGGUGGUCAGGCCUGGCCAUCAUCAUUGCCGUAUGCUGUGCCUCCCUGGUCUUCCUCACUGUGCUUGUCAUCAUUUGCUACAAAGCCAUCAAAAGGAAACCGCUGAGGAAGGAGGAGAACGGCACGGGCGUUGCUGAGUACCCCAUGACGGCCUCGCAGAGCAGCAAAGGGGUGGACGUGAACAGUGCCGUGGUGUGACCCUCAGAGACACAGCCGGGGGACGCUCGUGGACACGGGAAAGCAGAUCCGAUGCCCGCGUGGGCCAGGGCGGCGUGGCCUCGGACCUUGGGAAGCAGAGACCAUCCUCCUGGGAGCCGGGAACCUGGUCACCUGGGCCAGCACCAGCGUGGGGCUGUCUCGCCGUUCCGCUCGGGCUGUGGCUGGCCAGCUGUCUCCCCGUGGCUGCCCGAAGACAGCCUGUCCAUCUGUCUGUCUGUCUGUCUGUCUGUCUGCUGCAGCGGGAAGGUACCUUCAGCCCAAAGAGGAGCAAGGCAGGGCCGAGCGCUGCAGAAAACCGCCCUUCCCCCCGCCCAGCCACCCCCCUCCGCCCCCGGCUUCUCCGGUGGCCACGCUGUCCCCCGGGACCCCUCAGCACAGCCUUGCCCCCCCUUUCAAAGGUGCUUCCCACACACCUGUCCCUCACCCCACCCAUCACGGUCUUCAUCGUCUUCCUGUCCCCACUGGCGCCAGGGGCCCUGCCCCCCACCUCCCCGCCUCUGGGGGCCGUGAGCCCAGCCUGCAAAGUGCCCACCGGGCUUCCUUGAUGCUGGGGGCUGAGUUCCGGUCUUCCUGGGGCCACCGGGAGCGAUUCGUAGAUGCCACACAAGCCCGGACUUCCUGGGGACCAGCCCCGACGUGAGCCGGGCCCUGCUCUCAUGGGCAGAGGCCUCCACGCCCACCGCAGGCGCCUUGGGCUGAGCCCCCAGCCCGCGUGGGGUCUCCCUGAGGACCAGGUUCUCCGGCCCUCUGCCUGUGCCCCCAGCGGGCAGUGUUCUUUCAGUGGCUCCCUUUACACGUCUCCAUUCAGGGGGCCCCAGAGUGCUGAGGCCUCCAGGUGGUCGGAGGGGAAAGGGGCGGGGAGGAGGGGGACCUCAGACCCACCCUCAAGUGGCCUCCUGCCCUGCAGACACGCGGCCAGGCCCCGAGGCAGCGGCCCUACGUGCCCCGGGGGAACCCUCCCGGGACCCAGCGCACAGCGGGUUUGGCCCUCUGGAUUGGGGGCCUAGCUCUGUGGUCUCGCCCUCCCCCCGCCACAGGGGAGCCCUGCAGGCGUCUCCGGGGGCACCCACAGAUGAAGAAGCGGCCCCGUGGGUGCUGGUACGGCCACUCUGCAGACCCCAGUGCCCACACGGUGACCUGGUCUCCCGGAGGGCCGAGGGGGCGCUCUGCGGUGGUCCUGACAGGGUCCAGCCCCUGGACGCAGCUGCCCAGAGCUGCCCGCUCUCCUCGCUUCAGCCCCGGUUUCUCGAGGAGAUGGCAACGUGGCUUCGGCGUAUCCCGUGGUAGAGUCCCCAGUGGCCCGCUGGUGGCCGUCACAUGCCCCUGACCUGGAGAUCCCUCUGCGGGGCCUCUCGGGAAAUGCCACGACCACGCAAGGGAGGCGGUGACCCCUGGGCCAGAGGAAGUGUCAGUGGCAGGCAGACCCACCCCGACGCGGGCCCAGCUUCCUCUCUCAACACCCCGGAGAGUGCCCGGUGACAAGCCCCCCGCCGCCCCCCCACCCCCGCCCUCAGCAUGUGCCUGCCGAGGGGAUCUGGGCAGCCAGCCCAGAGGGGAGGGGCCGGGGCAGGGCAUGGGGCCCCCCAACCUCGAAAGUUGGCCUUUUGCAGUUCGUCUGAGCUUUCCACCGGGGCCAGAAGCACCUCCGCCGAGCCCGCCCCAGCCGGUCCCUGGGGACCCAGGCAAGGUGCACCCACCCACCCGCCCGCCCGCCCAAAGCUAAGGGCACAUAAUCUCACUCCAGAUUGGGCUCGUGCUAAACGCCCCUCGGUGUAAACCAAGGGAGGAGAACCCCAAUAUUUUUUAAAGGCAUUUAUUUGGAACAGUGCCCCGGGGCCAGCACCCACCAGGCAGCCGGAAGGGUUCGGAAGCCGGGACCCCGAGAGACUGGCCUGGCGGGGAGCUCAGCCCCACGCCCACCCCUGCCCCGACAAGACCAGUUCUCAGGUGGGUGGGAGAAGCGCCAUGCCCGGCCCCCUGCUUUCUUCCCUGUCUCCUGGCUGAGCCCAGCUUUAGACCGAGGUAGGAAGUCCCGGAGCCGUGCGGGGGGUGGGCCCAUCACGCUCACAUACACGCACACGCACACACACACACACACACACACACGCACACAUGCACACACGAACACAUGCACACACACACACACGCACACAUGCACACACGAACACAUGCACACACACGCACACAUGCACACACGAACACAUGCACACACACACACAUGCACACUCGCACACAUGCACACUCGCACACACGUGCACACACAUGCACACACACGCACACAUGCACACGCACACACACACGCGUGCACACGCAUAUAUUCUAUCUAGUUCUAUCAAUUUCCAGCUCCGCCGCCACCAUCCCCGAUCUGUCCUCCCAGUCCGCACAAGGACGGUGACGCAGUCCAGGGGGACCGAGCAGGAAGGGCUGCGGUCACCCAGCCAGGCCUUCCCGGCCACCACCGCCAGCUUCCCCCAGUCUGUCUCGAUGGACAAACACCCAGGCCAGGCCACACCCGCGGGAACCGGAGGGGCGGAGGGGGCGGGCGGGCGGAGGCUCUGCUGGAGAGAGUGCCAUGUCUUUUUUAUUUUCAAUAAAAAUAGAGACUUA